Messenger RNA from Henningerozyma blattae CBS 6284, 1623 nucleotides. Its product is annotated as importin subunit alpha. The coding region runs from base 1 to 1623 and encodes 540 amino acids. Gene Ontology annotation, molecular function: protein binding; nuclear import signal receptor activity. The record is from RefSeq and is a predicted model, not a curated record. Gene Ontology annotation, cellular component: nucleoplasm; nucleus; cytoplasm. NCBI's taxonomy places the organism in Eukaryota, Fungi, Ascomycota, Saccharomycetes, Saccharomycetales, Saccharomycetaceae. Gene Ontology annotation, biological process: NLS-bearing protein import into nucleus. The transcript has a single exon.
AUGUCUGACUUAGAUAACACAUCUAAUAAAUUCGUUCCAGAAUAUAGAAGAACCAAUUAUAAAAAUAAGAGUAGAUUUACAGCUGAUGAAUUACGCCGUCGUAGAGAUAAUCAGCAAAUUGAAUUAAGAAAGCAAAAAAGGGAAGAAGCUCUAACAAAAAGAAGAAAUUUCGACCCUUCAACUAUUUCUGCAGAUUCUGAUGAUGAAGAAGAGCAUGCAAAGGCGGAUAAGGUGUUCUAUGAACAACUAACAAAUGACUUACCUGCUAUGAUUCAACAAAUUCAAUCCACUGAUAUGCAACAACAGUUGUCUGCUACUGUUAAAUUCAGACAAAUACUUUCAAGAGAAUCAAAUCCACCAAUUGAUUUAGUUAUCAAAUCUGGUGUGGUUCCAACUUUAAUUAAUUUCAUGAAUGAAAAUCAACCAGAAAUGCUUCAAUUAGAAGCUGCUUGGGCUUUAACAAAUAUUGCUUCAGGUACUUCUGAACAAACAAAAAUUGUCGUUGAAGCCGGUGCCAUUCCAUUAUUUAUUAGAUUAUUAUACACUGGUUCUGUUGAAGUUCAAGAACAAGCUAUUUGGGCUUUAGGUAAUGUUGCUGGUGAUUCUACCGAUUAUAGAGAUUUGGUUUUACAAAGUGGUGCCAUGGAACCAAUUUUGAAUCUAUUCAACACAAACAAGACCUCCCUAAUUAGAACUGCCGCCUGGACUUUAUCCAAUUUAUGCAGAGGUAAAAAACCACAACCAGAUUGGUCAAUCGUUUCAUUAGCUUUACCAACUUUAGCUAAGUUAAUUUAUUCCUUGGAUACCGAAACUUUAAUUGAUUCUUGCUGGGCUAUUUCUUAUUUGUCAGAUGGACCACCAGAAGCCAUCGAAGCUGUCAUUAAUGCAAGAAUCCCUAAGAGAUUAGUCGAAUUAUUAGACCACCAAUCUACUUUGGUGCAAACUCCUUCUUUAAGAGCUGUUGGUAAUAUUGUUACCGGUAAUGAUUUACAAACUCAGGUCGUUAUUAACUGUGGUGUUUUACCUGCAUUAAGAAAUACUUUAAAUUCUCCAAAGGAAUCCAUUAAAAAGGAAACAUGUUGGACAAUUUCGAAUAUAACUGCAGGUAAUACUGAUCAAAUCCAAGCUGUUAUUGAUGCCGACAUUAUUCCUUCUUUAAUAAAACUAUUGGAAACCGCAGAAUAUAAAACUAAAAAGGAAGCAUGCUGGGCUAUUUCAAAUGCUUCUUCCGGUGGUUUAAGUAGACCAGAGAUUAUUAGAUAUUUGGUUUCUCAAGGCUGUAUAAAGCCAUUAUGUGAUUUGUUAGAAAUUGCUGACACUAAAAUUAUCGAAGUUACAUUAGAUGCUUUAGAAAAUAUAUUGAAGGCUGGUGAAAAUGACAAGGAAGUUCGUGGUUUGAACUUCAAUGAAUUUGCUGAAUAUAUUGAAAAAGCUGGUGGUAUGGAAAAUAUAUUUAACUGUCAACAAAACGAAAAUGAAAAAAUUUAUGAUAAAGCUUACAGAAUUAUUGAAACUUAUUUCGGUGAAGAAGAUGAUGCUAUUGAUGAAAGUAUGGCUCCACAAACUGCUGGCAAUACAUUUGGUUUUGGUUCUAAUGUUGAUCAACAAUUUAAUUUCAAUUAA